AUGGCUGCAGAGGCAAAGGGAACCAUGGCUGUAGAGUCAAAAGGAACCAUGGCUGCAGAGGCAAAGGGAACCAUGGCUGUAGAGUCAAAGGGAACCAUGGCUGCAGAGGAGCACAGCCUGCUGCGCCACGACGUCGAGCUCAUCCGGCGGGAGGAGCACGACCUGCUGCACCACGGCGUCGAGCUCAUUUGGAGCCCACCGGCGGAACGGCGGCCCGCAGCAGUAGCGUCGUCAGCUGCCGCCACACGAUGUCUUGUCGCUAGGAGGAGCGUCUCGGUACUCCACAUGAGGAUCAACGUCGCCUCGUUUGCACCAUCGCCAGCAGCAGCACUGCCUCAAGUCGUUGACGCCAGCACAACCUCAUGUCGUCCUCGCCGGGAGCAGCAUCUCCUCACGCCGUUGAGCUCAGAGGAGGAGCACGGCCUGCUACACCACGACGUCGAGCUCAUCUGGAGCCCAGCGGCAAGUCGUCGACGCCAGCACAACCUCAUGUCGUCCUCGCCGGGAGCAGCGUCUCCUCACGCUGUUGAGCUCAGAGGCAUGCCUAGAUUUCUCCAUACACGAUUUGCAUCGGUCCAAUGUGCUAGCUAA
Molecule: messenger RNA, 591 nt
Organism: Lolium rigidum
Lineage: Eukaryota; Viridiplantae; Streptophyta; Magnoliopsida; Poales; Poaceae
Exons: 4
Coding region: 1-591 (196 amino acids)
Source: RefSeq, a predicted model, not a curated record